AUGUUGGACCUGAACGAGCUGCGAGAAAGGUACGAGUUCGUCAGAGUUACCGAAGACAACAAGGACAAGAUAAUCGAGGAUCUUUUCUCUCAGGUACAAAGCCUUCAAGAAGCACUUCAGCACGAGAAGAACGAGUCCGAGGACCAGAAGAAGCUAGUCCGGGUUUACAGAGAAGAUGUGAAGAGAUGUAUGAGCCAGUUGAAAGAGAAGGAUGGCAAGCAAGCGAGGUUGAGCUUCGGAUUAGUACUGGUCGAUGGCGAUCAUAUGAACUUCAUGGACGAGUUGGUUCAAGGGGGACAGAAGGGGGGUCGCUCUGCUGCUAAAGCUCUCAUCGAGGCGGCCCGAGAUCAUGUCCGAAAGAUAAAACCGGAUAGUGAUCCGAACAUCCAAUUCAAGAUUCGGGUGUACGCAAAUGUGGCUGGUCUAGCAAAAACGUAUUCCGAUACUGGCAUUCUGAGCUCAGCGGAUAUCCUGGGAUACUUUAUACAAGGUUUCAACAUGCAUAAUACUCUGUGUGACUUUGUGGAUGCAGGUAAUGGGAAGGAAUGUUCUGAUGUGAAGCGCAUUUUGAGCACUAUCUUCACGAUGUCCAUUGCCAACACAUCAUUUUCUGUGGAUCUGCAGAUAAUGGCUAUGCCCGGGUACUGGGACCCCAUUGCGGAUCGACCCAUAUUUCACUUGUAG
Molecule: messenger RNA, 684 nt
Organism: Penicillium antarcticum
Lineage: Eukaryota; Fungi; Ascomycota; Eurotiomycetes; Eurotiales; Aspergillaceae
Exons: 5
Coding region: 1-684 (227 amino acids)
Source: RefSeq, a predicted model, not a curated record